AUGGACUCGUACUUCUAUGGGGCAUUGCAGGCCCAAGGAAAGUGUGUCAGCUAUCCACCUGGAAAGUCUCUGCUUUAUGACCGGAUGCCCAUUGUCCAUACUGCCAAAUCCUCAUACUUCCACAACAAGAUCAACAAUGCUCCAGACACACGUAACCUCUUCAAAACAUUCAAUUCGCUCCUCUGCCCUCCCACACCACCACCCACCACUUCUAUAACAGCCGAUGAUUUCGCCACAUUCUUUACUGACAAAACUACAACUAUCAGCAGCCAGUUCUCGGCUCCACACAACAGUUCAUUGGAUGCUAACCAGUCAGGGUUCAGGAGUGGCCACUCAACUGAAACUGCACUACUGUCAGUCACAGAAGCGUUGCGGAUUGCAAAAGCUGAUUCCAGAUCAUCAAUACUCAUUUUGCUGGAUCUUUCUGCUGCUUUUGACACGGUGAAUCAUCAGAUCCUCCAGUCCACCCUCUCAUCACUGGGCAUCACAGGGAUUCCACUUCGCUGGUUUGAAUCCUAUCUCACAGGUAGGUCCUUCAGGGUUGCCUCACGGAUCUCCGGCUGCUUGGCAGACAUCUCGGAGUGGAUGAAAGAACAUCAUCUACAGCUCAACCUGGUAAAGACUGAGCUCCUUGUUUUCCCUGCCACUCCAACUCUACAGUAUGAUUUCACCAUCCAUUUAGGUACAUUAACAAUUACCCCAUCAAGUUCUGCCAGAAAUCUUGGUGUUAUCUUUGAUGACAAGCUGACUUUCAAAGACCAUAUUGCUAAAACUGCUCGAUCUUGCAGGUUUGCCCUACACAACAUUAGAAAGAUCAGGCCCUUUCUAACAGAGCAGGCCACACAACUUCUUGUCCAGGCCCUGGUCAUCUCUAGGCUGGACUACUGCAAUGCUCUUCUAGCCAAUCUUCCCUCAUGCACAAUCAAACCUCUACAAAUGAUUCAGAAUGCAUCAGCACGACCGGUCUUCAACGAGCCCAAAAGGGCCCAUGUCACACCUCUCUUUAUCACCCUGCACUGGUUCCCAAUUGCAGCUUGCAUCAAAUUCAAGACACUGAUGCUUGCAUAUAGAACAGCCACAGGCUCGGCGCCGGCCUACCUCCACUCACUGCUACCAAUCUACACUCCCUCCAGAACUCUG
Molecule: messenger RNA, 1140 nt
Organism: Labeo rohita (rohu)
Lineage: Eukaryota; Metazoa; Chordata; Actinopteri; Cypriniformes; Cyprinidae
Exons: 4
Source: RefSeq, a predicted model, not a curated record